UGGACCGGUGGGCGCCAUAUUGGAGUGCAACUAUUGUUAUAAAAAGAGACGGGGCUGCUGCUGGCUGAGUUUAUGUUUUCUACUGUUGUGAGCUGAAAAUAUAAGGUAUUACCUACGAGGGGUCAUGAAAGAAAUGUCAGCGUAAGUCACCAAUCAGUAACAAUAUGCUUAGCGGGCAGCAGCCUCAGAAACACUAUGGUAUCACUUCAUCAAUCAGCCUGGCUUUUCCCAGGGAGAUUGACCACAUGUACACUCAGAAGCUCAUAGAGGCUAUGAAACCUUUUGGAGUCUUUGAGGAUGAAGAUGAGCUCAAUCACAGGCUUGCAGUUCUUGGAAAACUUAAUUCAUUUGUGAAAAAUUGGAUUGCGGAGAUCAGUGAAUCAAAGAACCUGCCACCUUCAGCUAUAGCGAACGUUGGGGGCAAAAUUUUUACCUUUGGGUCCUAUCGACUGGGAGUGCACACGAAAGGGGCUGAUAUUGAUGCUCUGUGUGUUGCACCUCGUCAUGUUGAGAGGAGCGACUUUUUUUCAUCUUUCUUUGAAAAACUAAAACAGCAUGAGGAGAUCAAGGACCUGCGGGCUGUGGAAGAUGCAUUUGUACCUGUGAUAAAAUUCAAGUUUGAUGGGAUUGAGAUUGAUCUUCUUUUUGCGAGACUUGCUUUGCAGUCCAUCCCUGAUAACCUGGAUCUGAGAGGGGACUCUCUGCUCAGAAAUUUGGACAUCAGAUGCAUUCGCAGUCUUAACGGUUGCCGUGUUACUGACGAGAUCCUCUACUUGGUGCCCAAUAAAGAGAACUUCAGGCUUACUCUGAGAGCCAUCAAACUUUGGGCUAAGCGCCGAGGGAUCUACUCCAACAUGCUUGGCUUCCUUGGCGGUGUGUCCUGGGCCAUGCUGGUGGCCCGAACCUGUCAGCUUUACCCCAACGCUGUGGCUGCCACACUUGUGCACAAGUUCUUCCUUGUCUUCUCAAAGUGGGAAUGGCCAAAUCCAGUGCUUUUAAAACAGCCUGAAGACAGCAAUUUGAAUCUGCCGGUCUGGGACCCACGGGUAAACCCUGCAGACCGAUACCAUUUAAUGCCCAUUAUCACGCCUGCAUACCCACAGCAGAAUUCCACCUACAAUGUCUCCACAUCCACACGGACCAUUAUGAGCGAGGAGUUCAAAUAUGGGCUUGCGGUUACAGAUGAAAUCCUUCAGGGUAAAGCUGAAUGGUCCAAGCUGUUCGAGCCACCUAACUUCUUCCAAAAGUACAAGCAUUAUAUUGUUCUCACUGCCAGUGCAUCUACUGAGGAGAACCACUUAGAAUGGGUUGGGCUGGUAGAGUCUAAGAUCAGGGUUCUGGUUGGUAAUCUGGAGCGCAAUGAAUACAUCACCCUCGCACACGUGAACCCACAGUCAUUCCCUUGGUCAAAGGAGAGUCGAAACGAGAAUGAUUUUGUCUCAAUGUGGUUCAUUGGAAUCAUCUUCAAAAAACUGGAGAAUGCUGACUGUGUGAACAUUGAUUUGACUUAUGACAUCCAGUCCUUUACAGACACUGUGUACAGGCAGGCCAACAACAUUAACAUGCUGAAGGAGGGCAUGACCAUUGAAGCCACACACGUUAGGAAAAAGCAGCUGCACCAGUACCUGCCUUCUGAGCUGGUGCACAGGGGCAAGAAAAAGAGCCUCGGCGAUCUGAACCGAAGCUCUAAUGGUGGUGGGUCAAAGCGCUGCUCUCUGGACAACAGCCAGCUGGACAGCUCCAGAGAUACGGAUACAGGCACACCUUUCAGCUCUCCCGUCCCAGUCAAGAAAGUCUGCAAGGCGACUUCCAGCCCCGAUGACAGCAUCACCCCUCCGGCACCACUGUUUGUGGAUAGCUCCCCAGUCUCUGACUCGUCUCCUCCAAAGCAGGAGCAGGGAAUGUCCAUACCAGUUAUUGGCGCAAAGCCUUCAGCCAAGCCCACAGCAGCCCCUGUAAGCAGCACCAUCCCCACAGUGGUGGGCCGAAGCGUCAUCCCACGUAUGAGCUCACCCACUUCCAGCCCACCUGACCUGCCCAAUGGCCUCAACGGUGUUGCCCCCAAGAGACCCCACUCACCGUCACUGGAGGAGCCACCCAAAAAACUCAAAGACACAGAGCAGAUGUUCUCGGAUGAUUCUGCAUUUAAAGAACCAUACCCACCCCCCAGUAACGGACAGGAUCUAGUAGACACCCCUACAGUGGAGGGUGCUGCGGUUACAAAGCCUAUGCCCAUUCCAACUAUUGAUACAUCAAGGACCCAGAGACUGCCCAGUAAGGAACUGCCAGAUUCAUCUUCUCCAGUUCCUACAAGUAAUCUGCGCGUCAUUAAGAACUCAAUCAGGCUCACUCUUAACCGGUAACGGUGAACUCUCCACAAGGAAUGUGGCAGCCACUCCGGGAUUAUUUUUCCUGCUUCCUAAUUUAACCUCCUUCAGAGAGCUGAGCGUGUAAAGGCUGCUUGUGAGAGCCAGACUACUGUGGUCAACAAGAGUGCUUUUAAAUUCUGGCUGCCACAGGCACUCAUCUGAUCUUUCUGAUGACGUUGUAAGAUGUUAUGAGUGUAAAGUAUGAGACUAUUAAAUUUUUUUUUUUUUUUUUAAUAUCGCCUUAAUGUGUCAAAAUGCUUGCUAAGUGAACGAGUGUGUGAAAUUGUACAGUAGAUGUAGUUUGUAUAUAAUGCGUUUAAAAAUCAUUGUUAGUCUUUCUAUACCAUUCUGAUGUAGUUUUUACUAACAAGUUUAAAAAAAAAAAAAGAAAAAGGAAAAAAAAAAAGUUCUUCCUGUAAAAUAGAAUGUUUUGUUAUUCCUCCUCAGUCUUGUCAUCACUGUGUAGGUUCUGAUAGGGCUUUCAGGAGGACUGGGGAGGUGCAAGUGGCCUGUAUUGUCAUAACCAUGACCAAUUUACUGAGCUCAGCCCACUGGACCAUCAUGGAUGCAUUUACUGUACCGGCUACAGAGUGCAAGAGUCCAUUGCGUAUGGUUGGAGGGUCGUGAUUACUGAGCAGGUCAUGACUAAGCUUGUGGUUUGGUUUUGUUUGUGUGUGUUUUUUUUUUUUUUUGUUGUUGUUGCAGAAAUGGUUUAUAGCUUUGCUGAAUGACCUCAGACUGAAGUGAGUGUGUGGAAGUGAAUGUAUGUGAAAUUUAUUCCCUGAGUUUAGGGCUUCACCCCUGCGCCUCCCAUGGAGGUUUCUUUGGAAGCAUCAUCUUAAUUUCAGUGAGAACAAAGACAAAAGGAGAAAUGUGCUUUUCCUGAUGCUGUUUUUCCUUCCACAAACAGUUGUUCUGUCCCAUAGGUAUUGAAAGACACAUCUAUAUGUAUUUAAAGAGGCUUACUGUUCAUUUGGGGGGGGGGGGGGGUUCCUUUACCUUUUAUUUACAUUUGCUUAUUUGUACCAUGUAAUUUUUAUAUCGCAGGCAUUGCAGUUGCAGAUUCUUCAGAAUGUCAGUUACACACAGCUUUGAAUAUAGUCAUUUCAAAAUACUUUAUAUAUAAUUUCACACGUCUUUGUUUUGUUUUUUUUUUUGUUUUUUGGGUUUUUGUUUGUUUUUUGUAGGGCAAAAGUUGUAUUUCAAAACAUAUUUUUGUAUGUAAUGUAUUCUGCCUCCUUUAAACUGAGAUCAUAAAAUUCACAAAACCCCAUAA
This is a messenger RNA of Electrophorus electricus (electric eel), 3645 nucleotides long. RefSeq names its product poly(A) polymerase gamma (gene papolg). The record is from RefSeq and is a predicted model, not a curated record. Gene Ontology annotation, biological process: RNA 3'-end processing. Gene Ontology annotation, molecular function: RNA binding; poly(A) RNA polymerase activity. NCBI's taxonomy places the organism in Eukaryota, Metazoa, Chordata, Actinopteri, Gymnotiformes, Gymnotidae. Gene Ontology annotation, cellular component: nucleus.